UGUGUUUUUUUUCUAAAUGAACUCAAACAUGGAAAAGUGAAAGUUUUUCCGGAGGUGAAUCACAAAUUUAUUUUAUUCGUAUUGUCUAAAUGGCUUCAGAUGCGCCACGACAGGAAGCAAGACUGCUAGUGUUAUAUUCAUUUUUUUCACAAUGGAACUACUACAAACAAAUGGUGACUUGAGACAUAGGGGAGAAAAAUUAAAAGAGAGUACAAACAUAAACAACAAUGAAUUAGAAGUUAAACCUGCCAUGAAAACAAACAAUGGAAAAGUUCUUGGACUGGUUUUUGUUUCUUUAUUACUAGAUCUCCUAGCUUUCACUAUGAUAUUACCUUUGUUGCCAUCCCUGUUGGACUAUUAUGAUAAACAAGAAGGAAAAUCAAAUACUUCGUACACUUCAUUGCUUCAUGCGGUGCAAAGUUUUCAGAAAUUAACGGGGGCGCCUGAUCGUUUUGCUUCAGUACUAUUUGGAGGUGCACUUGGAUCUAUGUAUAGUUUCUUACAAUUUCUCACAAGCCCAAUAGUAGGCAGUCUAUCUGAUGCCUAUGGAAGGAAACCUAUGCUGCUCAUUUGUUUAUUUGGCAUAGCAUUAUCUCAUGGACUUUGGAGCUGUGCAAGCACGUUCAGUGUAUUUGUUCUUGCGAGGUUCAUUGGAGGUCUGAGCAAAGCAAAUGUAAGCCUUAGCAUGGCUGUUGUUACUGACGCUUCUGACGAAAAAACUAGGGCCAGAGGGAUGGCACUAGUUGGCUUAGCAUUCUCAGUCGGUUUCAUAGUGGGCCCGCUGGCAGGAGCGUGGUUCGCGAGGAGCACCGAUGUUUCCUCUGGUCUGUGGGGCGAAAGACCUGCACUGUACGCACUCUCUCUUUCACUUGCCAAUGUCGCUCUUGUUAUGUUCUUUAUUCCUGAAACUUUGUCUAAGGAUAAGAGAGCUCCCCUUUCUCUUUCUCUCUCGAAAGUCAUAGACUUCGUAUCUCCGUGGCAUUUAUUGAAUUUUACAGCAGUAAAAAACUUAUCUAAUCACCAGAACAAAGUAUUAUCUAAGUUAGGACUGAUUUACUUUAUCUAUCUAUUUAUUUAUUCCGGUCUCGAGUUCACAAUUACGUUUCUGACGCAUCACACUUUCAAGUACACUGCAAUGCAACAAGGGAAAAUGUUCUUAGUCAUAGGUCUUAUAAUGGCGGUGUUACAAGGCGGUGCAGCUAGGAGACUAGGAUCCAAGAGCGCCGAGAAGGCGGCUAGACUCGCGUUGUUUCUUACACCACCGUCUUUCCUAUGCGUCGCGUUUGCAGCUAUACCCAACCCGCCGAUGUUUUCGCCCCUCUUUUGGUUGUGGGCAGGCCUCGUACUAUUUGCAUUAGCGACAGCGUUUGCGGUAUCGUGUAUGACUGCAAUGGCAGCCGCGCAAGCGCCCAGCGAAGCGCGCGGUGCGGUGUUGGGCACGCUACGCUCGUUGGGUGCGUUGGCGCGCGCCGCUGGACCUCUAAUCGCUUCUACUGUUUACUGGUGCUCGGGCGCUGCAACUACUUACACGAUCGGCUCAGUUAUUCUAGUGCUGCCAGCUGUGAUGCUACUUAGACUGAAAACAUGAAUACAUAAUUGAUAUUUUUAUACCUGACCAUCCAAGCAAUAAUAUACAUAAGUAGAAUGUAAGGUAAAUUAAUUAUUUAUUGUAUACAUUUUUUACACUAUUUUCAGCUUUACAGAGUUAUAUUUGUCUCGAAUUACGACAGUAUUAAAUGGUAUUAUAUUAAUA
Pararge aegeria (speckled wood butterfly) is the source of this 1753-nucleotide messenger RNA. RefSeq names its product major facilitator superfamily domain-containing protein 10 (gene rtet). The transcript has 8 exons. Gene Ontology annotation, biological process: transmembrane transport. The coding region runs from base 152 to 1588 and encodes 478 amino acids. Gene Ontology annotation, molecular function: transmembrane transporter activity. Lineage: Eukaryota; Metazoa; Arthropoda; Insecta; Lepidoptera; Nymphalidae. Gene Ontology annotation, cellular component: brush border membrane. The record is from RefSeq and is a predicted model, not a curated record.